Messenger RNA from Paramecium tetraurelia, 873 nucleotides. RefSeq lists its product as uncharacterized. Lineage: Eukaryota; Ciliophora; Oligohymenophorea; Peniculida; Parameciidae. The transcript has 6 exons. The record is from RefSeq and is a predicted model, not a curated record.
AUGAGUAUAAAUGAAUAAGAACUACAGAAUAAUGUAGAAAAAAUAGUAGAAAACUACAUGAAGAGAGUAAAACCAGUUAGUCGAUAAAAUUAGUUGCUUUAAAAGAAUGAAGAUUAUCGCGAGAUUACUUAAGAAAUUGCUCUGAAAGAAUUAUAAAAGUCUUCUCUCUUGGAUAAUUUGUUAAAACAAAUUGAAUUAAUAGUUGACAAUCUGAUACAGAAAUAUUUUUUUGAUUUUCAAAACUAACUUCUGCAUAUAUCGAAUGAACUUUAUUAAUUGAAGUCAAAGUCAUCCAUAUUCGGAAGUCAAGAAAGCGCAAUGAAAUAUACACCUGUAUUAUCAAAGAAUAGUUCAUUUAAUGAUAUCAACGAUUAAUUUUUAUUCGAAGAUUCGAUAAAAAGUGUUAAAGAAAAAAUUAAAGCAGUGAAAUAGGAACUAAAUAAGAAAAUUUAAAAUCAUGAAUUAUUGAUCAACAUGCUGUCGGAUUAAUAGAAGGAAGUCAAAGAGAAUUUUAAAAAAAAUUAACUCGAUGGUAAUGUAAAGUAGGUCAUAAAUAAAGUGCAUCAAUAACUAAUAUCAGUUUUAGAAAAUAAAUGUAAUGAAGUAUUUGAAAUCAAAUACAAUUAAUUGAAAUAGUUUGUAGAAUUAAAUAAUCAGAAAUUUAAAACUAAGGAAGCUGUGUUGUGGACGAUUGUAAAUGAAAAUAAGAGUGAAAUGGACAAAAUAAAUGCGCAGAUAGACAAAAUAAAUACCUAGAUGAAUGUUAUGAACAAAUUUAUACAAGACCUGAAGGAAAAUAAUAAUUGGUUUGCAAAUAUUUGGAAAUGAUAAUGAAAUGAUAGUGUUUAAUUUAAUCAAAUUAUUAAUUCAUCA